GAACGCCUGGGACUUGUCAACUUGAACUUGAACAAUGACCGUCCAUAUACUUAUUCCACCCGUUGUUUCAUAUGGACCCAUCUCAGCCAAGAGCCCUUCGCAGGUCAUCAAGGAAUGUAAACAAGGCCCCUCCUCGGUAUCAAGAUGCGUCUGCGUACAGCUCUUAUCCUGACACAGCUCCAUCAACCGAUUUCGAGAAAAUGAUGGAUACCUUGAACAAGCAAGCGUACACAUCAGAUAGAUAUGGUGCUGUAGACGAUGCAAUGGUGUAUGCACUGUUCGACAAGAAGCGCAAUGCCUUCCAUCC
Serpula lacrymans var. lacrymans S7.9 is the source of this 307-nucleotide messenger RNA. RefSeq lists its product as uncharacterized. The transcript has 4 exons. The annotation marks the transcript as partial. Lineage: Eukaryota; Fungi; Basidiomycota; Agaricomycetes; Boletales; Serpulaceae. The record is from RefSeq and is a predicted model, not a curated record.